Clunio marinus is the source of this 1138-nucleotide messenger RNA. NCBI's taxonomy places the organism in Eukaryota, Metazoa, Arthropoda, Insecta, Diptera, Chironomidae. The record is from the annotation of a GenBank genome assembly.
GCCGAAUGAAGUUAUUUUAUCAGAAAUUAAAUAAAUAACGGAUAGCCAAAGUGAAAUAAAUCGAAGUGAAAGUGAAGCUCACUACAUGCCGACUUUUAAUAUGCAAAGUAAAAAUUAUUACAGUCACUGUCCACUAAAAAAACGACCGAUCAAAGAAGAAACACCUUUCGACUCUGAACCUGAAAAUCUAAGCACAAAACCAAAAGAUUUACAAAGCAAAAGUUUUAAGAGGAAUAUUUCAACAGAUUUUACACAUUCGGGAAUGUUUAUUGAACCAACAUUUGGAAGUGUUCUAUAUAAUCAAAAAUUAUGGAGAAUACCUGAAAUUUCUGCAAGCUUUUAUCCAUUCCAGUUGUAUAAUGCUUUAUUGCCACGCCACAAACCUUGCCAACUUGUGGCUUCUUCAGAAAUCAUACUGUCGAAUGCGUCGUCAUUAACUCCACUAUCGGAAGCUUUUAUAGAACCAAUAAAACUGGAGAAAGCAGCAAAAAAAGUCGAUGGGCUUGUGCCAGGCCAUCAAACUUUAUUGUCUCUUUCACCCACGUCUAAACCAUUAUCAUUAACAUCUCAACCGACACCAUCAAAACUAAUGACUUCCGCAAAAAUGUUAACAGAUUUUAAAAUUACAACAUUAUUAAAAAGUGAAAAAGGCGGAAAGAAAGAAAAACAAAUGAACAAUUAUCAAUGCAAAGAGUGUAUAAAAACCUAUUCAACUUAUUCUGGGCUAGUGAAGCACCAACAGUUUCAUUGCUUAUCAAAUUGUGAUAAAAAAGUGCAAAAACUUAUAUCAUGUAACGAGUGUGGUAAAGUUUAUGCAUCAACAGGAGCACUAAAGAUGCAUAUAAGAACACACACACUUCCUUGCAAGUGUCAUCUCUGUGGAAAAGCUUUCUCAAGACCUUGGCUUCUUCAAGGACACAUAAGAACACACACAGGAGAAAAGCCUUUCAGUUGUAAUCACUGUCAUCGUGCAUUCGCUGAUCGAUCAAAUCUUCGAGCUCAUCUGCAAACACAUUCAGAUGUUAAGAAAUAUUCAUGUACAACAUGCAAUAAAACAUUUUCGCGAAUGUCUCUUCUAAUAAAACACAAUGAGAGCGGAUGCAAUUUUGACUUUGUUCAAGAACGUUUAUCUUGUUAA